AAAGACGACUUCUUUUGCAGACCCAUACCGCUGCCUGAGGCAGGGAUGAGAUGGGGCUCCAUCAUUUUGUUUAUUCUUUUUCUCUAACAGGUCGGGUUCGGGCCUCCUCCUGAUUCGCUCAGGCUCUGGAGGAUCUGUUUGGCGGUGAUUUGGAUUUUCUUCGGUUAUCUCGCCCGCAAAGAUGACCGAACGUUGGGACGCAUCUUUGGCUGAAGCUGUAGCCACCAUGACUUGGAUAAAAAUGAAAAUAAAGGGAAAGAAAAAAAAAAAAAAGGCGGCUUGAAAAAAAAAACAGGUGGCACUAGCAACAGCUGACCUGGUACACCAGCGUUGUAUACAAGUUUUUCUCCAAGCAGUUGUGUUUGUUUCUUUCAAUAUUUAAACAAGCAGAGAGACCCUGUUUAGCGGUACCCAGAAAUGUAAAACAGUGAGUGAGAGAGGGAGGAAGAGAGUCUCUCUGAGCUAAUCGCUGGGGUGUUCUCAUUCUUCACUGAGACUGCGUGGCAAACUUCAAGAUUUCUUGUUCCCAUUCUCCAGAAGUGAAGCUUUUUUAUUUUAUUUUUUUGUAUCUGUGUUUUUGGUUUUGAAUUGCAAUAAGUUUCUGGACUAGAAAAUAUUUCCCUGUUUUUUUCUUGUGAUCAAAUAGAGAGGUUAACUAUCCAGCUUUUCGCGUAGUUUAUUGUUUGCAAUUUUUUUUUUUUUUUCUUUGUCCUCGGUGAUUUACGUUGGAAGGUAGAUGAAGUUUUAUAGAGAGUAGAGAUAAGAGUGGUCGAACUGAAACGUGGGAUUAAGUGUCAUUAAUUGAAGCCUCCGCCUUAUUUGUUACGGCAGAGGAAAGUGAAGGGACAAAAAAGAUGUCUGCGAUUGGUUCAACUUCUGCGCAGCCUCAGUUCAUUGCAAGCACUGGAAACCGGAGUUAUUCAAAUGCUCCAUUGAUAGAGAACUCUGAUACUGAUGCCAAUCAGAUUGUCGUGCCGGAUAAGAAGAGCUGGAAAAACUUAUUUGCUUACAUGGGCCCUGGAUUUCUUGUUUCCAUUGCAUAUAUUGAUCCUGGAAAUUUUGAAACGGAUUUGCAGUCAGGAGCAAAAUACAAGUAUGGGCUACUUUGGAUAAUAUUAGUGGCUUCAUGUGCUGCUCUGAUAAUUCAAUCUCUGGCUGCCAAUCUCGGGGUUGUCACAGGAAAACAUUUAGCAGAGCACUGUAGAAAGGAAUAUCCUAGGAUUCCAAACUUCAUCCUGUGGGUUCUCGCUGAGAUUGCUAUUGUUGCAUGUGACAUUCCUGAAGUAAUUGGAACUGCAUUUGCUUUGAACAUGCUCUUCAAGAUUCCUAUAUGGUGUGGCGUUCUUCUGACAGGUUUCAGUACAUUGGUUCUGCUUGCAUUGCAGCAAUAUGGGGUUCGGAAACUUGAAUUCUUUAUUGCAUUUCUGGUGUUUACAAUUGCUGCAUGCUUCUUUGUGGAGCUUGGCUAUGCAAAGCCUGAUCCCAAAGAAGUUCUCCAUGGGCUUUUCGUUCCUCAACUCAAAGGAAGUGGAGCUACUGGUCUUGCAAUUUCACUUCUCGGUGCCAUGGUUAUGCCGCAUAACCUUUUCCUCCACUCUGCACUGGUGCUUUCUAGGAAAAUACCACGAUCUGUUGGUGGUAUCAAAGAGGCUUGCAGAUUUUAUAUGAUUGAGAGUGCCUUUGCCCUCAUGUUUGCCUUCAUAAUCAAUGUUUCCGUUAUUUCUGUAAGUGGUGCUGUCUGCGGUUCUCCAAAUAUUAAUGCAGAAGAUCAAAAGAGCUGCCAGGACUUGGACUUGAAUAAGGCUUCCUUUUUACUAAGAAAUGUUUUGGGGAGUUGGAGUUCAAAACUUUUUGCAAUUGCUUUGCUAGCAUCAGGUCAGAGUUCUACAAUUACAGGGACAUAUGCAGGCCAAUAUGUUAUGCAUGGCUUUCUUGAUUUAAGGUUGAAACCAUGGCUUAGGAACUUGUUAACUCGAUGCUUGGCAAUAGUCCCUAGUUUAAUUGUAGCAGUCAUCGGUGGCUCUGCUGGGGCUGGAAGGCUAAUCAUUGUUGCAUCGAUGAUCUUAUCAUUCGAGCUCCCUUUUGCUCUCAUUCCACUUCUCAAGUUUACCAGUUGUAAAACCAAGAUGGGAAUCUAUGCCAACUCUAUUACGAUUUCAGCCAUCACAUGGAUCAUCGGUUCCCUAAUAAUGGCCAUAAAUAUAUACUACUUGAUGACUGGAUUUAUCGACUUGCUUCUGCAUAACCACUUAAAGAUUGUGGCUGUUGUGUUUCUUGGAAUAGCUGGAUUCUCAGCUAUGGCUGUGUAUUUGGCUGGGAUCGCAUAUCUGGUUUUCCGCAAAAACAAGGAGGUAACCCACCUUCUGGCAUUAACUACAUCUGAAAACACACAAAUGGCCAGCGAGCAAGGUAAUGCAUCCGUGUAUUCUCUCCCAAGAGAGGAUAUUGUUAGCAUGCAGUUGCCCCAAAGGUCUACUGAAGAUGUUGACUGAUAAUUAGAUAAGAUGAGACAAAUAACUUUUUAGGUAGAAAGUAGAUGCUCUGCUAAUUAACUCAGAAUAAAUUAUGCUCUGCUAAUUAACUCAGAAUAAAUUAAGUUAAUUCCAAUAUUCUGGUAAUUGGUGUUUAGCGUUUUAGUCUUUUUCAUGA
Ziziphus jujuba (common jujube) is the source of this 2649-nucleotide messenger RNA. Its product is annotated as metal transporter Nramp1. NCBI's taxonomy places the organism in Eukaryota, Viridiplantae, Streptophyta, Magnoliopsida, Rosales, Rhamnaceae. The coding region runs from base 855 to 2492 and encodes 545 amino acids. Gene Ontology annotation, molecular function: manganese ion transmembrane transporter activity; cadmium ion transmembrane transporter activity. The record is from RefSeq and is a predicted model, not a curated record. The transcript has 14 exons. Gene Ontology annotation, cellular component: membrane. Gene Ontology annotation, biological process: metal ion transport.